CCCGCCGCCCGCGCACAAUAAACGCUGGAGACCUGGGCUGCUGUGUCGGGCUGGGGAGGGAGAGCUCUCGCCGCGACCAAUGGCCGUGCGCUGCGCCUUCGCGACGCCUCCUGAUUGGCGGGCAGGAGGGGCAGCGCGCUCUGGUUGGUGGGCGGGAGGGGAGUCCCCGCCCACCAAGGAUGUGCUUGGUUUAAAAGGCGGCGGGCGGCCGCGCAUAUCGCUCAGCUCCGCAGACAUGAGCAGCUCUGCCAGGCCGGACCCCGAGACGCCCGAGGAGCCGCGCUUCCUCAGCGCGGCGGAGGUGGCCACCCUGGAGCGGGAGCUGCUGGAAGAGUACCGUUUCGGGCGACAGCAGCUGGCGGAGCUGUGCGGGCAGGCCAGCGCGGUGGCCGUGACCAAGGCCUUCCCGCUGCCGUCCCUGCCCCGGAAGCAGAGGACCGUGCUGGUCGUGUGCGGCCCCGGGCAGAACGGGGCGGUGGGGCUGGUGUGCGCCCGGCACCUGCGCAUCUUCGACUACGAGCCCACCAUCUACUACCCCACGCGUGCGUGCGCGCCCCUGCACCGGGACCUGACUACGCAGUGCGAGAAGAUGGACAUCCCCUUCCUGUCCUACCUGCCCGCCGAGGUGCAGCUCAUCAACGACGCGUACGCGCUGGUGGUGGACGCGGUGCUGGGCCCCGGCGAGGGCCCGGCCGAGGCCGGAGGCGCCUGCGCACGCGCGCUGGCCGUGCUGAAACUGCUGUCCAUCCCGCUCGUGAGCCUGGACGUCCCCUCAGGCUGGGACGCGGAGGCCGGCGGCGGGGAGGACGGGCUGCGGCCCGCCGUGCUGGUGUCGCUGGCGGCGCCCAAGCGCUGCGCCGCGCGCUUCUCGGGGCCGCACUUCGUGGCCGGCCGGUUCCUGCCCGACGACCUGCGCCGCAGGUUCGCGCCGCGCCUGCCGGACUUCGCGGGCACCGACUGCGUGACGGCCCUGUGA
Molecule: messenger RNA, 976 nt
Organism: Dipodomys spectabilis (banner-tailed kangaroo rat)
Lineage: Eukaryota; Metazoa; Chordata; Mammalia; Rodentia; Heteromyidae
Gene: Yjefn3
Product: YjeF N-terminal domain containing 3
Exons: 6
Coding region: 80-976 (298 amino acids)
Cellular component (GO): mitochondrion
Molecular function (GO): NAD(P)HX epimerase activity
Source: RefSeq, a predicted model, not a curated record